AUGGGUCGUUUCCUCCACGAUAAAGAUCGCAGAGCUCCCAUUCUCAAUGUAGUCAACUGGUUCCUCCUCGUGGUCGCGGUGCUCAGCGUCCUCACGAGGCUGGGCACGAAGCUGUGGAUGUUCCAUCGCUUCACAAGUGAUGAUUACUUGAUCGUGGUAUCACUGCUAUUCGCCAUCGGAGCAUCGAUCAUCACGUCCAUCGCCGUCCACAACGGCUAUGGCGAUCAUAUGGGGACCAUCGAUAGUUUGCAUUGGGAAGCACAGUACGCGGGAUUCCUGGUGUUCAUUCUCAGUCUCUACUUUUCGAAACUAUCCCUAUCCGUUUUUAUCCGAAACCUCACACCGGUCUCGCGAGACCACUUUCAUGCCACCAUCUUACACAUUCUCUUAACCGUCUGGGCGGUGGUCGUCUUCUUUGGCAGUGCCUUCCAGUGCCAAGCCUCGCGACCCUGGGAUACCAGCGGCAGCUGCAUUGAUCUCAACGCCUGGCAGUACUACUUCUGCGCCUCCAACAUCGUGACCGAUAUCUUGAUCAUCCUCCAGGCGCUGGUGUUGAUCAGUCGCAUCCAAGCGUCGUUCAAGAAAAAGACGGUGUUUGCCACGAUCUUCCUGUCCCGAAUUCUAGUCAUUCUCGCAUCCAUUGCCCAGCUCGUCUUGAUCCACGACCUUGCGUACUCCACCGAUCGAAGCUUCGACGACUAUGGGGUGGCUAUUGCGGUCGAGACGGUCCAGUGCGCGAGUAUUGUCACCGCCUGCUGGGGUCAGUUGAAACCGUUCCUGAAUCAGCUCAAGUCGAAUGGACUGCGUAUCCAGGGAGUGGAGUAUCAGCACACGUCCGCCAAAGCCUCUAACCCCCGGUCCGAGACCCGGGACGAUCAGUCGCGCCACACAGAUCCGAAUCAUUCCGGCAACCAUCAUGAGCUGGUUCCCAUCGCAUCCGGUCAGGGCAAUAUGACUACCGUCUCCGCGUCGCGAGCCUGGGAUGCGGAUAGUCAGUCGAGUCAAGCAGGGAUGAUCCGGGAAAUUCGGACAUGGAACGUCAGUGCAGCUCGACGCAGCGAGAGGAGUGAUAGUUUGUAA
Molecule: messenger RNA, 1080 nt
Organism: Aspergillus pseudotamarii
Lineage: Eukaryota; Fungi; Ascomycota; Eurotiomycetes; Eurotiales; Aspergillaceae
Exons: 5
Coding region: 1-1080 (359 amino acids)
Source: RefSeq, a predicted model, not a curated record